Sphenostylis stenocarpa is the source of this 237-nucleotide messenger RNA. The record is from the annotation of a GenBank genome assembly. NCBI's taxonomy places the organism in Eukaryota, Viridiplantae, Streptophyta, Magnoliopsida, Fabales, Fabaceae.
AUGGCACUAACGGAUGUUUUCAGGCCUGCAUGGGCCAUGGAAAUAGUGAGUGGUCUAUUUCCUCAUCAAUCUUUGCCUAUAAACGUGGCUUCUAAAAUGCUCUAUUCUUCGCGGAUAUAUCCACCCGAAAACAAAGAGAAAGGAAAGAUAAAGCCAAGUGGACAGAAGGUGGUUGUGAAACCGCUAAACUGCUUUGUGUUAGAGACCAGUCAAAUAAAUUACACCCCAAUUCCUUAG